This is a messenger RNA of Caenorhabditis elegans, 1743 nucleotides long. RefSeq names its product Solute carrier family 25 member 46 (gene slc-25A46). The record is from RefSeq and is marked reviewed. The transcript has 9 exons. The coding region runs from base 8 to 1510 and encodes 500 amino acids. Lineage: Eukaryota; Metazoa; Nematoda; Chromadorea; Rhabditida; Rhabditidae.
GCCCAAAAUGCCUACACAAUUCAUUAGGAACCGGUCUGCGUUCCCACAAGGAACUAACAAUGAUAUUGAUGACUUCCAGUAUCAAAAUGAUUUUUCAUCAUCUUCCCACCAGCUUCCUUCAACAGCGUCAGGGUAUUCCGAGCACAGUUCACACCAAAAUUUCCAGAAUCAUUCGCCACCACCGGGAAAAGCGACAACUGAUCCGCUGGCCGGAGCACUCCUUGGGCUCUCCGACGUCAUCACAAAAUCGCUAAUUUCCCAUCCAUGCGGUGUGCUCCGCCGUCAAUGUCAAGUUCAUCAGUUCGCUGGAUCUCUCCACCUGACACCAGUCACACUGAUUCCUGUAAUCUGUAAUUCUGUCGCUAAACAAGGAAUUCAGACAUUCUGGAAAGGAGCAAUCGGCUCAAGUGUGCUCUGGGGCCUCACGAAUGUUACGGAAAUUGUGCUCGGCGAUCUUAUGGGGUUGCCACGUACUUUUGUGGUUAAUGGAAGUGCUGAAAAGUAUUGGAAACAUAUUGUUCUGAAGGGAGUAACAUUUGUAACAAUGACUCCAUUCUACAUCUCAUCAUUCAUUGAAACUGUUCGAAGCGAAUCCGGAAUUGGUGGUGAAGACAAUAAAAUUCUGGAUGUUCUUGUGAAGGGUGUGGAUCGAAUGCGAUAUUUUUUGACUUCGGGACGAGAUCCGUCCAGGAGAUUCUCGAUUAUUCAUUUGGCUAUUCCAACUGCGGGAUUUCAAGUUGGUCACUACAUGCUCCAAACGGCCCUUUACCAUCAAUUCUUCCGAAUGGCGAAACGAUAUGUAAACCGAAAAUCGCCGGCGGAAAAGACGACUUAUCACGAUUUCCUGCCCCAAAUGUUCGCUCAAACAUCAUCAAUGGUGUUAACUGAUUUGAUACUUUAUCCAUUUGAAACAAUUGUUCAUCGAAUGUAUAUUCAAGGAACACGAACACUUAUUGAUAAUAUGGAUACAGGAUUAUCAGCAGUUUCGAUGACUGUCAAAUAUUCCGGUUAUUUUGAUUGUGUUCGACAAGUUCUUGAAACGGAAGGUUUUUGGGCACUUUAUGCGGGUGUCGGCGCAGUUCUUCUCGAAUAUUCCCUUCACCAAGGCCUCCAACAACUGGUUCGAGCGUGUUUCGAUCGCGGAUCCGAGCUUCUUCGUAAAGCGACACAAGGUCAUCCAGUAGUACAAUCCUCCCAGAUUACACCACCAAUUUCCGCAAAAUCCAGCUUCAACGGGCCAAUUUCCAAUAGUUUCCCGUCGGCUGGAGCCGCUCUUUUAUCGCCAAUGAGCACACCGAGAAAACAUUCAACACCGCCAAAGGACCCCACAGAAUUCCCGACUUUCGGGGAAACUGUGAGCCAAAUUGGGUCACCUUAUCAGAUGCCUGAUAGGCCUAAUGUUUUCGGAAGCCCGCCGAAUAGAACUCGUGCCACACAUGAUUCGACCCAAAGCCUGCCGCCGCUCCAACUGAACAUUCGCCCGUCGUCUGGAGACCCAUUUUCGGGUUGAAAAUUUCAAUUUCAUAAUUUAAAUAUUCCUCUUGAUUGAUUUUCGCCUAAUUUUCCGAGUUUUUUUUAGUUUAUUUUACAUUUAUUUUCCUAUUUAAAUAGGAAUAUUUCUGUGUGUUUAUGCCGCCCGAUUUCCCCCAGCUAGUCUACGGUAAGCGAUUGUACGCAAACACCGAGCGCGGUGUUUGCGUACUCUGCCAUUUAUUUUUUCGAUGAAAUUUUUGCAUUUUGAAA